Pyrenophora tritici-repentis Pt-1C-BFP is the source of this 1839-nucleotide messenger RNA. Lineage: Eukaryota; Fungi; Ascomycota; Dothideomycetes; Pleosporales; Pleosporaceae. The record is from RefSeq and is a predicted model, not a curated record.
AUGUCGCCUGCUGCUACACUCUGCAUUUCACCCGGUUCCUCACAGUCGGGAAGCGAGCAAAUAAGCUGUGCAUCGGCGGACCUGGAUCGUCGCUCUACCCUGGACCAGUGUGUGAAGAUACACACCCCUCGCUUUUCCUAUUUCUUCCCAUAUUUCCUGGAAUGAUCCCAAGCCAUGCUGCUGGGUGCUCUUCCUCCAGCACUCGUCUCACUACUUCUUGUUGCAACCGGUGCCUCUGCUGCUCCCUACAACUUCCUCAACAACUAUCGCGACCCCGUCCCGUCUCCUGAAGACGGCCCUCCUGCUGCGUACCACGCAAUUCGAAACAAGGACGUUUUACCCUACGAGAUCUGUGGUGUCGUCGGCGGUUACGUCUUGACCGUACUUGUUUGGGGGGUACUUCUCCUCACUGUCGGUAGAAGAAUGAGACGCAAAGCACUCGAUCCGCCCAUGCAACUGGAGCUUGAGCUCCAGGGCAAGCCAAUUCGACCGAGCCUCAAGACUCCUAGUCUUGCGUCGCCGCCGCUGUCGGCGCGGUCCUUUUUUAGGAGGUUCAAAAGAAAUGGCUCAUCAGAUAGUACUCCGCAGAGUCCUGAAGUUUCAUCACCAACCUCUUUUGAUCAAAAGGUAGUCGACGCCCAUCGUGAUCAGAAUCAAGCCGACAUGGAGCGUCUGUACGCCGCUGUUAUGGACUUUGACGCACAAAAGCACGCCUCAAAGGUUAGCGUAGAACAACCAGAACCAGCUCCAAUACAAACGGAGCGGAGAAGACCAUCCGCCAUCAAUGUCAACCACGCACAAAACGACAACAACGACAGCCCGGUCUCUCCCGUAAAAGCAAUCUACCCACCAAGUUACUCAGACCGACCCACCACAGCACCACUCCCCCACGACCGCCUCCGAGCCGAACAACAAGCACCCCCCAGCCCCCGUGGGAUCCUAACCAAGCGUUCCCAAGUCCUCAACCCCAACGCCUCCAGCAAAAACGCCCGCUUCAACCUCAAGAACCUCCGCAUCUCCGGGCCCAUUGCCAAAUACCCCGGCGACUCAGACGACGAAGCCCGCACCCCCUUAUCCCCACGUUUCUACACGCCCGGCGCCCCUCCCUCCCCCCCAACCCAAACCUCAUCCCCCAUCUCCCCUUACCGCGACGAAGCAAUCAACACCAUCCACCCCCUCCCCCUCGCCGCCCCCCAACGCACCGCCAAACCCAAAGCCCCCACCAGCACCCCCGCCAACCACUCCCUCCCCCUCCGUUCCUUCGCCGAACCCCUCGCCUCCCCCGGUAUCCAAACCACGGUCCUCGACCACCGCGUCGAUAAACUAUCCAUGCAAACACCCAAGACAGGUGUCCCGUUCACGCCAUACAGUCCCUACAUGCCGUUUACACCUGUUACUCCCGUUACUCCGCAUUUGACUACACGGAGGGACCGCAAGAUGGAGGCGAAGCUGGCGAAACUUGAGGGGAGGAGGAGGCAGGCUGCUAAUGAGUUGGUGCAGACGCCUAAGGAGAUAUUCGGUGAUGCUUGGUAGGGUGGGGCUGUGUAUAUGAAUGAGGAUGGAAGGCUGGGCUGGGUGGAUAAUGUGUUUUUGCAUUUGCAUUUGUUUUAGCGUUUUUUUGGUACUCCUUCCGAGGAUUGUUGUGUGUGUGUGUUGUAAACGCCGCCGGCUGGCAGGUUGAUGAUAACGGAUUUCCUUUUUUUCUCUCUAUUAUUAUGCUUCGAGUUUAUAGUUUAGCUCUUCUCUCUCUCAUGUUGAGAUUGUAUCUUUAGCUACCCUGCGUCCUGCCUAUACUGGGCGGACGAAUGGGUUUUCAGUAUAUACCUUUUUUGUGGUUUA